Messenger RNA from Vitis vinifera (wine grape), 887 nucleotides. RefSeq lists its product as uncharacterized. Gene Ontology annotation, molecular function: zinc ion binding. Lineage: Eukaryota; Viridiplantae; Streptophyta; Magnoliopsida; Vitales; Vitaceae. The coding region runs from base 81 to 575 and encodes 164 amino acids. The record is from RefSeq and is a predicted model, not a curated record. The transcript is spliced from 5 exons.
GUCAUCAAGUUGGGCACUGAGGAGUGAGGACAACCAAUGAGGUUUAGGGGGAGCGUUUUAGUUCUGAGACCGAAAGACAAAUGCAGAAGAAUGGUGUGGAGCUGGAGGAACUGGAACAGGGUGAUGCCCAAGGUUCAUCGGGUGAGGUUGCUUCUGGGGAUCAUAUGGAUAUCACCCUCACCACCAUCCUUGUUUCCAAUGGCGACUCCCGCAUUCAGGUUGUUGUUUCUGAUGGGGACCAACUCUCUCCCAAGAAACCUCACCUUUCUAGGACUCCCAGCUCUCACGAUGAAUGCAGAGUUUGUAAUGCGGACAUGGAAGAAGAUUUGAUAGAGCUUGGAUGCCAUUGUAGAGGUUGGCUUGCAAAAGCUCACCGAACAUGUAUAGAUACUUGGUUCCGUACAAGAGGUUCAAACAAAUGCGAGAUAUGCAAACAGGUAGCCGUAAAUGUGCCACCUCCAGAGUCGCUGCCGAGUGGGGGUUUUAGACCAGUUUGCGUGGCUUUGACAAUCCUCAUUUUUGGUCUCCUGCUGGAUGUGCUGGUAUCAAUUGUUUUUGGUGUGUCUUUACUGUGAACAUCAUGAUUGGUAUCAUGUCUGUGCUUGGAUUUGGAAAUGCACUUUGCAUUGCUGGGCGAUUCAGCCAGAGUUCAAGGAGAAUAAUGCAAGUAGCCGAAACAAAUAUGAAUCUUGGGUACCUUCCCGCUUUGUAGCUAAAUAUGUAAACAAUAAGAUUCAAAAAUUGUCAUCCACCUUUUGCUCCUCUUAGAGUUAAGAGACCUUGAAUAGAUGGGAUUAUUCAGUUGGGUGUGUCUAGAAAUUCUUUUUGUACAUCUCCAAUGUUGUCAAAUCCUCUUUCAAGAGUAAGAUUUUUAAUCUGAUUGUCCA